This is a messenger RNA of Rotaria sp. Silwood1, 1452 nucleotides long. The record is from the annotation of a GenBank genome assembly. Lineage: Eukaryota; Metazoa; Rotifera; Eurotatoria; Philodinida; Philodinidae.
AUGUGUGAUAGACAAAUUUGGUCUAUUAUUAAAAGUUGUUGGUACAAUGAACCACAAUUACGAGAUAAUUUUAAAGUUAUAAAAACACAACUUUCUAGUAUUAAUCUUGAAUCACAUUUUCAAUAUGAACUAGAUGUUGAUGUCAAAAUAAGCAAUCAACUACAUGAUGACCAUGGACAAAUAUUUUAUAAUGCAGAAUGGAUAAAAACGAAUAAACCACCGAUUAUAUUAAUUGUAAUAAAUACAGAAACAGCAGAACGUGAAGCUUCAUUUUAUAUUGAAUUUAGUUCUCAUGAACAUAUUGUCCAGACAUUUGGUUUAGUAAAAAAUGAUCCUCGAUCGACAAUGUUAAUACAAGAACGUGCUCCACAUGGUAAUCUACUAAAAUUAUUACAAAGUCAACAAUUUAAACCAUCAGUAACGAUACUUGUAACAAUUUUCUCACAAAUUGUUGAUGCUAUAAUUUAUAUUAUUGAACAAGAUAUUAUACAUGGUGAUUUACGUUGUGCUAAUGUUUUAGUCUUUCAGAUGAAUCCAUUUGAACAAUGUGGUCAAACAAAUUAUUCGGAAUUAUCUGAUGUUUAUUCGAUGGGUAUUUUGAUGUGGGAAGCUUGUUCACAGGGAGAAGUUCCGUAUGGAACUGAUACAAGUGAUAAUGAUAUUCGACAACGAAAGUUGAAAGGUGAAAAAUUAUCAAUACCAAAAAAAUGUGAUAGACAAAUAUGGAAUAUUAAUAAAUUGUCAAUAGAAAUUUAUGAGUAUCAAUUGAAUAUUAAUGUCAGAAAGAAGAAUCCACUUAAUGGUCAUUAUGGUAAAUUUUAUGAGGCAGAUUGGAUACCAAAACGAGAACUACCAAUUAUUUUAAUGAUCUUGAAUAAAGAAACAGCACAACAUGAUGCUUCAUUCUAUUUGACGCUCAAUUCUCAUCCUCAUAUUAUACAUACUUUUGGUUUCGUUGGAAAUAAUGAUCGAUUACCUAUGGUACUGCAAGAAUGUGCUACAUAUGGUAAUCUUCAGAUAUUGUUACAAAGUAAACGUUUUCAACCAUCAACUAAAGUUCUCAUUACAAUUCUUUUACAGAUUCUGAAUGCUAUGAUUUACAUAAGUAGUAAAGAUAUUGUACUAAUACGAUAUUGUGCUUCUGAAAUUCUCAAAAGUACAGAUAAGUCAAAUUAUUCUGAAGCAUCCGAUGUUUAUUCAUUUGGUGUUUUAAUGUGGGAAACUUGCUCACAAGGAAAAGUACCUUAUGAAUUUGAUACAAGUGAUAAUGAUAUUCGACAAAGAAGACUAAAUGAUGAGCAAUUGCUACGACCAAACUCUUCUCAUGAUCAAAUAUGGCCUAUAAUCGAAUCUUGCUUGUAUAGGACACCGGAAAUGCGAGACACUCUACAACAAAUUCAAGAGAGCUUGAGAGAAAAAGUUACAAAAGCGUCAUAUAUCUUUGAAAAGUAG